CAGCGCCGGGCUUGCCGCUUUCUCGAAGCUGCCCGUGGAAACGGAUGGGGUCGGUAGCGCUAGCGGGCAGCUAGCUGCCCGUCGUCGGUCGCCGCUGGUCCCGAGAGCGGGGAAUAAUAGCCGGUCCCUGACCGCGUUCGCUUCUUGGCUCCGACGCCGGGCGGGUUGCUGAGCUCGCGGGGAGGCUGGUGGUGGUCCUCGGCGAUCCCGUUUUAGGUGUGCAGUGCUGGAUUUAGAAGCAUCUGAAUGCUGUGGAUAUUUCCUAAAAGACCUGAGGUGGAUUCCACCAUGUGUUCCUCAAACUCUGAGAAGUACCACUCAUGACUCAGAAUGUUCUCUUAAGGCCAGAUAAUUGUCACAUAGUCGCCUAGACAGGGCUACAGGUUCAGCAGCUGUGUGGCUGGGCCCAUCAAUCAAUUUGUCGAAGAAAUGGACACCCAUAUGGACUUGCUGACAGAGCUCCAUCUUCUGGAUAAGGUACCUACCCUAGAGCGACUCCGAACUGCUCAGAAACGCAGGGCUCAGCAGUUGAAGAAAUGGGCUCAGUAUGAGAAGGAGAUGCAGCACAAGAAGCGGAAGCACGAGAAAAAGAGGAACGUUGUCUGCUCCAAGAAGGUGUCUUUUGAGGCCAGUGUUGCAUUGCUGGAAGCUUCGUUAAGGAACGAUAUUGAGGAAGUCUGUUAUUUAUUGAACAACGACUUCAAUCCCGAUCUGUGCAAUGAAGAUGGAUUAACUGCACUGCAUCAAUGCUGCAUAGACAACUAUGAAGAAAUAGUUACACUCCUUCUGAGCCAUGGGGCCAAUGCCAAUGCAAAGGACAAUGAACUGUGGACUCCUCUGCAUGCAGCAGCAACAUGUGGACACAUCAAUCUAGUGAAGAUCCUGAUUCAGCAUGGGGCAGACCUACUGGCAGUCAAUGCAGAUGGCAACAUGCCAUAUGAUCUCUGUGAAGAUGAACCAACUCUGGAUGUUAUUGAGACCUGCAUGGCAUACCAAGGAAUCACACAAGAGAAAAUCAAUGAGAUGCGAGCUGCUCCUGAACAGGGAAUGGUUGAUGAUAUUUCAGAGAUGAUUGCAAGAGGAGAGGAUCUGAACAUAAUAGAUGCUCAAGGUGCUUCACUGUUACAUAUAUCUGCCGCCAAUGGUUAUCUACAUGCAGCAGAACUGCUUCUAGACCAGGGAACCAGACUGGACCUCAAGGACUGUGAUGGCUGGGAACCCCUCCAUGCUGCUGCUUUCUGGGGACAUAUGCAAAUGGCGGAGCUAUUAGUGUCCCAUGGGGCAAACUUGAGUGCCCGAACAGCUAUGGAUGAGAUGCCAAUAGACCUGUGUGAAGAAGAGGAGUUUAAGGUUCUACUCUUAGAGCUGAAGCAUAAACAUGAUGUCAUCAUGAAAUCUCAGAUGAGACAUAAGUCCUCCUUGAACAGGAGAACAUCAAGCACUGGGAGCAGAGGAAAAGUGGUGCGGAGGGCAAGCCUUUCAGAUCGAACAAACCUUUAUAGAAAGGAAUAUGAGAAGGAGGCUAUCAUCUGGCAACAGAUAGAAUCUUCUGAGGAGCAAAGAACUUCUGAUUACAAUAUUGACAUUCGGGAGGCUUCCUCUAACCAAGAGAACACAGAUCCAAAUUUGACCGCUGAUACAGCUAUAAUCCUUCCAGAGCUGGUAACAAAAGGAACACAAUGUGAUUCAGAAAAUUUGCUUCAGAAUGGACUCAGUCUACCCUCCAUUCCUUACCAAUAUUCUAUUCCAAAUGGAGAUAUUUGGUUAAUGCAUUCAGUCCUGGACAAUGAUGGAAGCCAAGCAUUGCCCUACAAUACCCCUGGGAUUUCUGACUCUCAUCACAUCUGGGAGGAGUACAAAGAAAGAAGCCACCAAACCCUUUCUGAACUGAAACGGCAGCGAGCAGCAGCCAAACUUCUCAAUCACCCCUUUAUCAGUACACACUUUGCAAGCGGUAUAGGAGACUCAGUGGAAAAUGGGGGAGAAGCUAAAGAACAUUUGAUUAAUUCCAGGACACCUUCUUAUACAUCCAAUGGAACUUCAGUUUAUUACACCAUAUCAAGUGGUGACCCACCUCUCUUAAAAUUCAAGGCUCCCAUGGAAGAAAUGGAGGAGAAGGUGCAUGGCUGCUGUAGGAUUUCCUGAUCUCAGUUUAUUCCUACCAAGUUGGUAGGCAUGUUGCAUCUACUACUGAAUCUUCAUUUUUACUUUUGCAGGAUCACAGAAUCUGGUUCAAUCAUCUGGGACUAUACCUAAUUCCAUAUUUUGUUUUUACAGUUUCAUUAAAAAUUGAGCAUGUGUAGGUGGAAAGAGAAGUGAAACUCUACACAUAACUUUUGUCUACUAGAUGAGAGAAUGCUCAUUUGAUUGCAACUCUAAUCUGAUUUGAAAUAUCUAUUCAUGGGUUUCUGGGACCAUAAUCGGCACAUCAGAAAUAAAUUCUGUUGACAUUGGUACAGCAUUACUGACAAAUACUCUUUUACAAGCAGACUAGGUAAACAAGAGAGGACCCAGUUUCUCUGUGUAAGGUUUUGCACAUGAAGAUAUAUGCACUUUAUGAUAGCAACCAACCCAAAAACAUAGCCUCUAAUGUGACUGCACUGUUGGAAUGUUAACUAUCUUGCUGCCAAUUUUGUUUUGCCAUCAUUUAUUAGCGUUCAUUUUUUAAAAUCAUGAUGUAGGUUUUCAACUGUUUUAAGGAAGAGGUUAUUUUCAGCUCCUCAGAGGAGCAGUACAGUUAAAAAGAUUCAUGCUUCUAUCUAUCCUUCUCCACUGAGAGUCCUUUUUAGUUUGCACUUGAAAAUAUUUUGCUAUGCAUUGCAGUAGUGUAGCAAAUUUUACUUCAUCAUGUUCCGUCAGAGAACUUCCAUUUUUGAUUUUAUCUCCAACUUCUAUUUUGAAGAUUUUGUGAGAAGUUUUCUUUCUUCCCAGUAUUAUGCCUUGCAACUUGUACUAUUAUUUGAUUAGCUUGUUCUGCUGUACAUUAAAAAAAACCCUUGAAGUGGCUUUUAAACAUUAAAUCUAUACUAGGAUUUGAGGAUGAGGUUGGGCAUCAUUUUGUUUCACUGCAAAUUUCAGCUAAAUCUUUGUACUUACCACUUUCUGCAUUUUGUUUGGCCAAGAAACUGGUGGCCAGAAUUUAUCUGCUAGAAUUUAGUUGUAUUCAUAGGAGAUCUACAUUCCUGAGUCAGGUUCUCCUCAUCAUUACACAUUUAUCUACCCUUCUUUUCUCUGAUGCUAUCUAAUUGUGUUAGGAAUAUAAUAUUCAGAAUUCACUGCCUGCACUUGGAGGGUAAAGCUGCAAAUUUCCCAUGUUAACAUUGUAAGAGUGUUGUGCAUUGCUCCACUCCACAGAAGCACAUGAGGAGGUUUUCACAUUGAAUAAAAGCCACUUAGCAAUAUCUAGCAAAAAUAUUUGAAUUUGCAGAUGACCAGCACAUAGUCAUGUGGUGGAAGCCUGAUUGCCAAUUAGAGAUAAAUACGUAUUCUUAUUACCCAUAAGACACUUAACUGCACAUUUCAUUUUAGUUUGCUGAAAGGUGUACUGGUCACUGUUGGUCUUGUUUUUUAACCCAACCCUUUCUUGACUCAUACCUGAUUUAUGAAAUAGUAAUGAUUUAAUCUUAAUUCUCUAUAAAGUUUUUUUAUUAGAGUGAAAGGAAAGUGUAACUUCUGAAACUCUUCAUACUACAUCUGAUGUACUCUUCCAUCAAUUGAAGAUUAGAUUUGGAAUUCUCUUGCUAAAACCCAAAGUCUCUAUUCCUUUGGCAACCAUUUUACAAGCAAGAAAGCAAACUAACUUUUCCUUAACAGGGAAAACAGUGUACAACACAUAGCAAACUAGCUAUCUAAAAGGCAAACUAGGCAACUUAGUCUUUCCUACUAUAUAUCCAAGGGUAUAAUUUUUAGAAUAAUUACAGGGCUUUUAAAAUUACAUAUAUAUAUUGCACAUGAUGCACAUGAUGAAGGGGAAUGUUUCAUCUGAAGAAGUGUCUGCAGUUUUAUGAAAAGCAUUCUAGAAAUCUGAACUUGUAUUUAACACACAAUAAUGAGAAAUAGUCUUCAAUGCAAGAUAGCAAAUUAAGAGCAGCUGUGCGUUGGCAAAUUAUAUGUGAUUAAAAUGACUGUUUCAGCAAUGAAAAUCUCACAUCUUAUUUAAUUCAUGAUGUUGGAAAAGUAUCUCUUAAGUAUCGUGCUAGAGCUGAUAAAUAAUAAAGUAGCUGAAAAUUUCACCUAUUAUUCAAUAUUUAGUCAAUUUUGUACUUGCAAAUAUAACUGCAAAACAAUUGUCUUUGUUUAUUUUUACUUAUUUUUUAUUCAGUUUUUCAAAAGAUCCUUUAAAUUGGAGAAAGAGGAUAAUCCUGAAACAGAUUUUGUUUAGACUUUUUCUCUUUUAACUAAAUUGUUAGGUGCAUGCUCUCUCUGAAGCUUUCUACUUACAGAGCUGUAUAUCUGAGCAGGUAAUCGUGGUUCUGUGUUUUCAAUAAUGUCAAAAUUGUAAAGUGUUGUUGAAUAUAAUAUGCAGUAGGAAUUAAGGAUAGUUCCGUACAAUCUUCCUUCUUGUCCAAUAGUCGAAAGAAUUGUUCUGUAGUUAGUAGCAAGGAGACAGGUGUUUAACAAAAUUUCUCAGCAUUUAUAUCAAGUUAUGAUUUAUAGGAGCCAUGACAGUAAAUUUAUGUAGUGAUCAAUAAUUGUAUGUCGAAGAAAAAGCAGUGUUAAUGUAAGUGCUUUGGGUCCUGAUCUAGUUUCUUUCUGCUUGUAACUUUCUUGAGUUUUAUCACUUCUAUAUUUUUUUCUCCAAAACUCUGUUAAAGAGGAAAAAAAUAGCAUCUCACCUUUAGCUAUUUUUGUGCAUUGUAUCUGGGAGUACCCAUAGAUUCUUCUGAUACUUCAAGUAAUGCUAUAAUAAAAAGACAUGCAAUCCCCCUUAAA
Pantherophis guttatus is the source of this 4932-nucleotide messenger RNA. RefSeq names its product protein phosphatase 1 regulatory subunit 16B (gene PPP1R16B). Gene Ontology annotation, cellular component: cytoplasm. NCBI's taxonomy places the organism in Eukaryota, Metazoa, Chordata, Lepidosauria, Squamata, Colubridae. The record is from RefSeq and is a predicted model, not a curated record. Gene Ontology annotation, biological process: establishment of endothelial barrier; regulation of sprouting angiogenesis. Gene Ontology annotation, molecular function: protein binding; enzyme inhibitor activity; myosin phosphatase regulator activity.